UAAAAUUAAUUUUGUAUAUCACAGUUCGCCAUGGCUACUGCUGUAGACGCUAAGAAAGGGGGCUUGAAGGACAACUAUAACAGCUGUCAUCAGCAUAAGCAAUCCAAUGCCUCCAAGGAACUGAACAAACAGAUCUUACGAGCAUUCUUGCAUGACCCAAAACACAAAUCUUUCGACAAAGGCCACAAAGGUGAAAGGUUUCGAUGCAAGGAUGAAAAAGACGUGAAUGAGUUCGUGAAAGAAUUUGAGAUUGACGACAUCCCUCACUUCAGUGUUUUCCAGGAGGAUCAUGUCGGAGAGGCCCAUGAAAUCGCUGUCCAGAUGUCCAGACAACCCAUCGAGCAGGUGAUUGAUGCCUUUGCCUAUCUGAGGACAUGCUACCCGAGCAGUCCUUACAUCGAACAUCUCAGCAGAGUGACAUUCAUGGAGCACCCCAGAACCCGUGAAUGUCUCCUCCCUCCUCCAGAGCAGACCAUGCCUUAUUCAUACUUCAGAGAGAACAGCAUGAUGUGGGGUCUGACUAAGAAAGGAGAGGAUGCCAUGGUAGUUAUGGGAACCAACAAAAAACAUCACAGGAAAAUGAACAUCUUACCAACCAAUGCCAAGUUUGACAAAGAAAGGUGUCUUUCUUGGUGGAGAGAGGACCUUGGUCUCUUGAACCACUUUUACAACUGGCAUUUGUCUUACCCAUACCCACCAAACCCUCCUAGGGAUCGCCAAGGCGAGCUGUUUGCAUACAUGCACCAACAGAUGCUUGCUAGGUACGACUUUGAGAGGCUUUCAAGAGGCUUGCCACGUGUUGUGCCCUACGGUCCUGGAUAUGGGUGGAAUAAACCCCUUAAGGAAGGAUUCAACCCAAAAUUGAAAUUCUCCUCUGCUAGACCAGCCAACUUGAGUUUAGGGUCUGAGAAUUACUCCUUCGCAAAAACGUCUACUGAAGAGCUAGAGAAGUUCAAAGAUAGGAUCCAAUUUGCCAUCGCACGAGGAUUCCUGUACGACAAGAACGAGGUUAAGGUAAAGAUGACCAUGAACAACCUUGGAAACACCAUAUUGGCUAACGAAGGUUCUAUCAACAAGACCCUCUACGGCAAUGUCCACAACCACGGACAUCUGAUAAUUGCGAAUGCAAAUGAUCCCUCAGGAAUGUACAACAUGGCUCCCGGACCAAUGCACGAGGACCAGACUUCUCCCAGAGAUCCCGUGUUCUACAGAUGGCACAAGUUCAUUGAUCAACUCUUUGAAGAGCACAGAUUUACUAUGGAUCCCCAUAAAGCAAAGGAUUUGCAGUUCUCAGGUGUAGAACUUGAAAAUCUGAAUGUAAAAUUAGAGCCAGAAGAUUACCACAAGAAGAAGGUUGAUAAGCCACUCGACACAAAGAACCACUUCUACACGUACAGGGAGGGAAAGAAAUAUGAUGUUUAUAACACAAACAAAGAUCAGGAGGCCAUUAAAGUGAAGACACAGUCCAUGGACCAUAUCCCAUACAGCUUUAACAUGAAAGCAAAGAACAAGAACAGGGGAGAUGUCAUGGUGUGCUUCAGGGUGUUCCUUGUUCCAGAAACUGAUGAACCCCUAGAUGACUGGAGAAACAUGUUCGUGGAACUAGACAAGUUCGUGGAGUCCUUCAAGGGAGGGGAAACUAAGGAGAUUAACCGAAGUGACAAAGACUCCUCUGUUAUUGCAGCUCGACGAGCAAAGUUCGAGGACAUCAAGGAUGGCAAGUCAAACAGUGCCACCCAGAACAACUGUGGCUGUGGAUGGCCACUUAACCUUCUCAUUCCUCGUGGAACCAAACAGGGCAUGAGAGGGCAAAUUUUCGUUCUUGCUUCUGACUGGAUGCAAGAUGGUGAGAACCCACAAGAACACCUUCAUGGAAGCUGGUCAUACUGCGGCCUGAAAGACAGGAAAUCAAAAUACCCCGACCAAAGGCCAAUGGGUUACCCAUUCGACAGGCUUAUCGUCGACAAGAAAGGCAAGCCAAUGAGGGAUCUUGAAACUCUUGUAGAUAAUAUGGAUAACAGCUGCAAGACAGAUGUCAACAUUACCUUCCUAGGAGCGUGGGACGAUGAGAAUAAGAAACAGAAGGACGACAAGAAAGAAAAGAAUGACGACAAGAAAGAGAAGAAGGAUGAAAAGAAGGAAUAGAAACCAACAAUGAACACGUAGAAAAACAUGUAGAGACAUAAUUUGAAAUUUCAGAAGAGAACAGUAUGAAUAUCGGUCAAUGUUCACUGUUCGACCUUUUUUAGAUGAACUUUUUCCAAAAUCUGAAUGCACGGAUUUUUCAACAAUUUAAUCAUUAAACUUAUGGCCAUGUUGUGAAGUAUUUGUGCGAUUUAGAAUAAAUCAAAUAAGAGAUAUAAUAUGUCAGUUAAGAAUACGAAUGUACACAUUUAAAUUUCCACGUAUUUUGCAUUAUGAUUUGUAUAUUUAAUUUACGAAUGAAGUUUGGGCAAAAUUUGAAUCGCCUAUUUUGUGCAGAACCCGGGUUCUGGCCAUCUAUAUAUUUAGAUUUCACCUUGUCAUUGAAUAUAUAAUUGUAAUUUUCUUUGAUAUAAUGAUUAUAAUGG
Molecule: messenger RNA, 2570 nt
Organism: Bolinopsis microptera
Lineage: Eukaryota; Metazoa; Ctenophora; Tentaculata; Lobata; Bolinopsidae
Product: hemocyanin F chain-like
Exons: 1
Coding region: 31-2145 (704 amino acids)
Molecular function (GO): oxidoreductase activity
Source: RefSeq, a predicted model, not a curated record